GUGCAUAUCGAUAAGCCGGCCACAUGGGCUAGAACAUCUGUCCGGCAUCGCAAUCGCUUAUCGAAAUGAAUGAAAUCGGACUGAAAAAAUCUGUUAAUUUGGACCUGGAAUUUCACAAUGAUUAAGAGACCUGCCUGAUUGCCAUAUUCUUUCUAUAUAUGAAAUUAACAACGCUGCAACGUGCGCCGAAAACACCAUCCCUCACCCAACAAGCUUACCCAGGAACACGUUGACUCGGUUACAAUAAGAACCAUGACCAUAAGGGAACCAAGCGCGGCUCUUUCAGCAACGGCAGGCAGAUGUAGAGUACUACCGGAGCGAAGGCAGUCAAAGGCGAAAAUGACAGAUCCCAGAUUUUGCAUACGACCGCUUCAGCAAGUAGCAUCGGCCUGCACUGGCGCCAUGGUGACCGCCUGUUUUAUGACACCCUUGGAUGUGAUCAAGACACGCUUGCAAGCUCAACAGUCGGCCCUGCUUUCGAAUAAGUGCUUCCUAUAUUGCAACGGCCUCAUGGAUCACAUCUGUCCAUGCGGUCCUGGCACGCCUAACCCGACACUGUCCAAGACUGCUCCGCAGUUUUCUGGCACCAUUGACGCGUUCAUUAAGAUAAGUCGCUCAGAGGGAGUUCCUUCGCUGUGGUCUGGACUGAGUCCUACUCUUAUCUCGGCCUUGCCCUCGACUAUAAUCUACUUUGUGGCCUACGAACAAUUGAAAGCUCGCUUUACGGACUUCCAUCACAAGUACUUGCCAAGCAUAGACCCAGUUAAAAACACAGCCGAUGUCCGUGACAUUCCAAUGCUUGUUCCCUUGCUGGCGGGCGUGACAGCUCGCAUUCUAGCAGUGACCUGCGUCAGUCCUGUUGAAUUGAUACGCACCAAAAUGCAGUCGCAGAGGAUGACGCACGCUGAAAUGUUCGGCACCAUCCGCCAGGUGGUUCAGUCCCAGGGACUUCUUGGGCUGUGGCGUGGACUGCCGCCAACAAUACUACGCGAUGUCCCAUUUUCGGGCAUCUACUGGACCUGUUACGAGUACCUUAAAAACAGUUUUAAUGUGGUCGAACCAACGUUCGGCUUCAGUUUCGCAGCGGGAGCAAUAUCGGGCUCGGUCGCUGCCAUGAUUACCACACCGUUUGAUGUGAUUAAAACCCAUGAGCAAAUCGAGUUUGGAGAGAAAUUUAUAUUCACAGACAAUCUUCCUAAAAAUGUGGCCACUAAGUCGGUGAUGACCCGCCUGUCUAGCAUUUACCGCCUCGGCGGUGUGCGCGGUAUUUUCGCUGGACUCGGACCGCGUCUCUUCAAGGUGGCGCCCGCAUGUGCAAUCAUGAUUUCAUCCUUCGAAUACGGCAAGUCCUUCUUCUACCAUUACAAUGUCGACCAACACAAUGAGGCGCUUCUCGCGAGACAACCACGCAAUCGGAGGCCAAAGACUGCCCAUGGCUCGGAAUCAACCCCAGAGAAGUGUGACAGGUUCAACUAGCGUCGUACUGCCGCACUCUUUCUGAAUGUAUGUAUGUAGAUUAUGCCAAAGAUGCAACCGAAUCGCUGGGCCUGAAUUAACUGGCUGUUAUCGGACAAUUCAAAUGUAAACGUCAAAUCUUAUGGUGAAAUGGACAUUUUAUUUUAUGUUUAAACAACUCAUAUAUAAUAUGUCAUUACGUAUUCACAGCAACACAACACGGUAUCUCUUGGAAACUUAGCGGUAAACCAUACUUCUCAAUAGAUAUUGAACACGCCAUUAAGUUUCAGCCUAGAGUCUUUAAACGUAUA
Drosophila guanche is the source of this 1766-nucleotide messenger RNA. RefSeq names its product solute carrier family 25 member 40-like. Gene Ontology annotation, biological process: mitochondrial transmembrane transport. Lineage: Eukaryota; Metazoa; Arthropoda; Insecta; Diptera; Drosophilidae. The coding region runs from base 253 to 1476 and encodes 407 amino acids. The transcript is spliced from 6 exons. The record is from RefSeq and is a predicted model, not a curated record.